AUGGCAGAAUCACCCGCGUCGCCACUCUCCUCCCUCGCGUCAGAGGAGUUCCCUGAGGAUGUCAAGUUCGACGACCCGGGACGGUCCCGUUCAAACUCCCCUCCCCAGGUACAUCCUUCGAAGCGCCGCAAGACCGGAAUAUCUGCAUGGGACCAUCAUACUCCAAUAUCGUCCGUCAAUGAUGACCUUCCGCCGCCGUCUCCAGUAGCCUCCAUAUCAUCGGACAGCUCCGGCGCGAUACCAAACUCCCCGGGUACGAUGGCAUUACUGGGCCCCGAGGAGGAUUACAGCGGCGCAGGGAGAGAUCAUAUCACCGUUUGUCUUUGGGAAGGCUGUGGCGCGAAAGAUUUUGGAAAUAUGGAUGCAUUGGUCAAACAUAUUCACAACGAACACAUUGGGUCUCGACAGAAGAAGUAUUUAUGCGAAUGGGGUGAUUGUGCUCGGAAAGGGCAGGCUCAUGCCAGCGGAUACGCUUUGCGCGCCCAUAUGAGAAGCCAUACCAAAGAAAAGCCAUUUUACUGCGCAUUACCAGAGUGCGAUCGUAGUUUCACGCGUUCGGACGCUCUUUCGAAACAUAUGAGGACCGUUCAUGAUACCGAUGCUCUAAAAUCACUCGACGCCCUGGCGAAGCAACAACACCCAACAACGUCUACACUCCCCAAGCCUCCCCGAAUUAAACUCAAGCUCCCGCCACGCAGAGAAAAUGACAAUGGCGAAAAACAAGAUUGGCAAGAACCAAAAAGCGACCAAGGCAAAGCAAGAGAGCCUAGUGACGUACCGAUCUUCGAUUCGGAUAUUGGUUUUGACGAGCACGAACUUUCGAUGCCACUAGAUCGACUUGCACGCCUAAUACGCCGGCAGAUUCACUGGGCAGAGCAAGAAUCUAAAACUUUGGAGCGAAACUGGGAGAUAAUCAAGCCACAAAGGAAGCAGACAUGGAAGGAGAAGGAGCUUAUUCUAGAUGACCUUAUCCAUGGUGAGCUACGGGUGUAUGGCACGGGGCCCAUUCCAGAUAGAAGGCCCACUAGCCGCGGUGGUGUGCAUAACCUGUCACCGAUGCCUGCCACAACGGAGCAGAUGAAAACACCAUCUUUGGAGAAGGCGAACCCGGAGGAGGUUGGUGGCGGGGAAGAGCUGCAUGAGCAGCAGGCACAGCCAUCUGAAAUCAAGUCACAUACUGACGAUGAUCGGUUGUAA
Molecule: messenger RNA, 1197 nt
Organism: Arthroderma uncinatum
Lineage: Eukaryota; Fungi; Ascomycota; Eurotiomycetes; Onygenales; Arthrodermataceae
Product: zinc finger protein
Exons: 2
Coding region: 1-1197 (398 amino acids)
Biological process (GO): regulation of transcription by RNA polymerase II
Cellular component (GO): nucleus
Molecular function (GO): RNA polymerase II cis-regulatory region sequence-specific DNA binding; DNA-binding transcription factor activity, RNA polymerase II-specific
Source: RefSeq, a predicted model, not a curated record